Molecule: messenger RNA, 417 nt
Organism: Rotaria socialis
Lineage: Eukaryota; Metazoa; Rotifera; Eurotatoria; Philodinida; Philodinidae
Source: the annotation of a GenBank genome assembly
AUGCCAAGUGAAAUUCUCAAAUUAAGAAAAGCUGAGAACCCGGUUUCCAUAUAUUAUGUGUUUGAUGGUCUUGUUCUUAAAUGUCGUCACGAUACUGUUGUCACUGCAAAUCCUCCCGAUAGUGAGUUUGGCACGAAUCAUGGUUAUGAAAUUGAAUGUGGCGUUUAUUCGGUUCACAUCCAAGUAAACAACGAUGUUCGUCCGCUUAUUGGAGAAUUCAUUAUCGAUGAUACUUUGAAUAAACAUAAUGCUGGUACAGAAAAUUCGGUGCAAAAUAGUCUCAAGGAUAUUCCUGGUUUUAUGCACAAAUCGAUGAACGUAAUUUCGUCAUUAAAAGAAUAUAUUACAGAAAAUAAACAACGACUUAUUGAUCAACAAGCCGAUCAUGAACCACCUGAUGGACAUGCUCAUCCAUAG